Triticum turgidum subsp. durum (durum wheat) is the source of this 324-nucleotide messenger RNA. NCBI's taxonomy places the organism in Eukaryota, Viridiplantae, Streptophyta, Magnoliopsida, Poales, Poaceae. The record is from the annotation of a GenBank genome assembly.
AUGGGCCAAAGGCAGCUCUUUUGUUUGGGUCGCACACUUUUGAGAAGGUGCCGUAUCUUAGUUCUUGAUGAAGCCACGGCCUCUAUAGACAACGCGACAGAUGCGAUCCUUCAGAAAACAAUCCGGACAGAAUUCAGACAUUGCACCGUUAUUACAGUCGCGCACCGUAUCCCAACAGUUAUGGACUGCGAUAUGGUACUUGCAAUGAGUGAUGGGAAAGCAGUGGAGUAUGAUAAACCUGCGAAGCUCAUGGAAACUGAAGGAUCUCUCUUCCGCGAACUGGUCAACGAGUAUUGGUCAUACACAUCGAACGGAAACAAUUAG